Messenger RNA from Branchiostoma belcheri (Belcher's lancelet), 1082 nucleotides. RefSeq names its product cell growth regulator with RING finger domain protein 1-like. The coding region runs from base 6 to 1076 and encodes 356 amino acids. NCBI's taxonomy places the organism in Eukaryota, Metazoa, Chordata, Leptocardii, Amphioxiformes, Branchiostomatidae. The transcript has 6 exons. The record is from RefSeq and is a predicted model, not a curated record. Gene Ontology annotation, biological process: negative regulation of cell growth.
CCAAUAUGGCGGUCCUGCUGGAGCCAGUUUUCGAAGUUUCGACGAUUUUUUCGAUUCUGUCCGUCGUUUUCACGUUUAUUUCUAUGGUGGUGUUCAUCAUAAGGCUCCAGCAUGACACCAGUAUCGUCCACCAGACAGGGCAGAACAUCCCUGUGGUCCGGAUGCAGUCAGUCUCCAACCCUUUUGUACUAGAGGUGCACCGCCCUCAACAGGCUUCUGUCUCAGAUGGUCUGUCAGUGCAGUUAACCAGUAAAGUCCCUGCAGUGUUAAGCCAUUACUGGGGAGUCCAUAUCUCAUCCUUCCACGAGCUUCUUCAGGACCAGACGCCGGGACUUCUCCCGUCCUCCCAGCAGGACAAGAUAAAGGACAUCUGUUUCAAGAAGGAGGAGGACAUCAUGAUUCCUCCAUGUGAGAACCACGUGGAGCACUUGCUUCUGUCCGGGCAGCAGGAGGAGGAGGGGAAGAGGUUUGGUCGCUCCCCCAGGUCUGUGUACCCUGUAGUUCUGGUGCUGAAGAGACAGGAGACUGCUGCAGACAUGUCCAUUGCCGGUAUGAUCUCAGUAGUGCAUGUGCCUGAUGCAGACUGUGCAGACCCAUGCCAGGUGCUGUGUCAGUACCUACUCACUGGAACAGGCAACAUGUACGACUUAAAGAGGUUAUACAUGGCUGUGGAUGACAGUGCCGACCAAACCAUGGACGAACCCUUUUCGACCAAGCACGAACCAGACCAGGAGACAGAACAAGACGACACAGCCAAAACCAGUGACGACUCAACAACAGAGGAGGACGUUAGGAAAGACUGCGUGGUGUGCCAGAACGGACCCAUCAACAGAGUGUUACUGCCGUGUCGCCACGCCUGCGUGUGCGACGCGUGCGCGGCUCACUUCCGCCAGUGCCCCAUGUGCCGGCAGGACAUUGCCUCCUCCUUCUGUAUGCAGCAUUCUGAGGGUUCUGAACAGGCGGAGGAGGAGGAGGGGGAGGGGGGUGGUGCAGAGGAACCUGCGAUCGUCCCCUGGCCGGCAUGGGUGGACAACAUGAUGAGGAGACUGAAUACAUGGGUCGGGCUGGAUGAGUGAAAUGAU